UUGAUAGUUGAUAUUCGGAAGCCCAUGAGCUUGCGUUAGUCGGUUCAUAUUUCCGAAAUGGGGUGCGGUUCGUCGGUCCCGGUGGAGGCAGUGGACCAGCAGGACCAGCAGCAGAAGCACCAUCAACAGAAUCCACAGGGCCAAACAGCUCCUAAGCCAGGCGUCGGUAACGCGGAUAAGGGUCCCGAGGAGUCAACGAAAGCAAAGACAACACGUGCAAGACGUUUGAGCUACAUCUCAAAUGAUGCAAAUGGAGCGGCGGUGAACGCGCCGCCCGGAGCGGCCGCGCCAGCUACCUCGGGACCCGGUGGACGGUCAGGCAACACAAGGGCUAGGCGUCUGUCCUAUGUUACAAAUGACCCUAACGCGACGCCUGCGAGCCUUAAGUUCUCAGGGGACGCAGAUGGCAACGAGGAAGGAGAGCUGGAGGGAGCAGAUGAGCCAACGGUGCAGGGCCAGCUCGCGCCAGAGGAGCAAGAGCGAAGGACUCUUCGUGUUAACGUCGCGUGCAUGUCCCGGGCGGGCCGUGAGCCUGGCUUCAAAAAGACCAACCAGGACAAUUGUUUUGCCUUUGAGAAGUACAUAACGGAGGACCAAUCUUUGUUCGGUGCCAUGGAUGGCCAUGGCCCUCACGGUCAUCUCGUUUCUGGCUAUGUGAAGCAGCAUCUCCCCAUAAUACUUGUAAACCAUUUAACUCUGGAAAAAGAUGUGAAGAAGGCGCUGACGCAAGGCUUCUGCGAAGUUGACCGAUCUUUGGCCAACAGCAGGAUAGACUGCGAGUUCAGCGGAAGCACUGCUGUAGUGAGCUAUCUGAAGGGCAAGACGCUCACUACGGCGUGGGUUGGCGACUCCCGUGGAGUGCUGGGUCGUGAGGGCAAGCGGGGUUGGGAGGCCAUUGACCUAACGACGGAUCACAAACCGACAGCGCCGGAGGAGAAGGCACGUAUCCUGAAAGCCAACGGACGCGUUGAACGGCUUGUUGACGAGAUGGGACAACCCAUGGGACCAUAUCGGGUGUGGCUGCAGUACGCAUGGAUUCCGGGCUUGGCCAUGAGCAGGGCCCUUGGCGACGUCCUGGCACACCAGGUUGGUGUCACCUCUGAACCUGAUCAUACCGUGAUGGAGCUGACGCCACAAGACAAGUUCAUCGUCCUUGCCUCGGACGGUGUGUGGGAGUUCAUCUCCAGCAAGGAGGCCGUGGAGAUUGUUGCACAGUACGACAGCGCAGAGGAGGCAUGUCGCCAGCUGGUGGACGAGGCGUACCAGCGGUGGUUGACGGAGGAGGAGGGUGUGGUUGACGACAUCACUGCAGUCGUCGUGCGAUUCAUUCACCCGUCGUAAACAGUGUAUUAGGGGCCGCCACGUCGGAUUUUCGCCGCUGAACAAGCGUGCUGUGGGUUAGCGUGGUUGGGUGACAGAGACUGGGGUUAUCCAAGCUGUUGGUGUCAAAGCUGGUAAGGAACAUACUGACACAGUGUUCAUAUGCCUACAUGCGGUGGGCUGAAUAGACUAUUCUACGAAAACAGGUAUGGAAAGGGGGCUUCGUUGAGCCAAGUCCAGUAAGACGAUCUCCGCCGCCCCGGCGAUAUUGCUUGCCUUGCGCCCCGGCCUCGAUCUUCAGCGGCUGCCGAAUGCAGCGGGAACUCGCGCGAAUUGUUUCUUAUUGGCAACAGUGUCGCGUCCAAUAUGUCCCCGGCCAGAAAGGACGGGCCGAGGACGUGCCAGACACCAUAACGGAGCGUGUAGGCAUUGUUCGGGCUGGGACUGUAUGCACCAACAAAUACUUCAUCUAUGUUGUUGACCUGGUGUUAAUGCCGUUCUGAACGAUCCGGAACCUGUUUUCAUGUUCGACGAUAGCAGACUAUCUCGCAUAAUUUCCUUUGGAUGAGACAUUGCCACGGGGAUCCUUAUUUAUUACGGCAGGGUGACGCUGCAACGCGCAACAUUUCCCAUGUAGCAGGCGUGCGGCAGAGGGGGUGCUAUGCUUUUUUGAGUAGGAAACUUCCUACUCGGUACAUCGUGCAUAUCCUUAUCGUCCUCGGGCGUCAGACCAUGUUGGCUAUGCUGCUCAUAAUGUACAGUGAAUGCGUGCAUGCUUAAUGUGCAUGGCCGACCGCUUUCGGAGGCCACGCCUCAUGCGGCAGUAGCGCUUAUGCCAGAGCACGCCCAAUCCAUAUAAGCUAACGAGACGCGGAAACAGCUCCACGAGUUGGAAUGAAGCGAUCUGUCGUGUGAACAUACCAUUUGACCUGGUGGUGCGCCAUACACGUGAUGCUCAAGGGACGCCAUGGGGCGUUCAGUCCGUGUGCCGUUUCAUUCCCUUAUGCUGACACGGUAUAUGGCAGUUCCUUGGGCAUCCAAAUGCUGAUACAAGCUAAGCUAAGAACUAAGCUCGGGCCCUGACGGGGAGGAAUGGAUGAAUGUGACGUUGUUGUCCGAUGGGCAGUGUAAUUUGGAGUGCUUUCCUCGGAUAGUGUCCAGAGGCUUGUGUGGCUUGUGCAUAGAUUUUCUGGCAAGGGCGGCUCGUUUUGUUAGAAAUAAGACGCAUGGUCGUGGACAUAGGUAUGCUGGUGCAGUUGGGUCUUCAGUCGGCCGGAGCAUGCAUACGCGGAACGGAACAAUGCCAGUGUCGUACGGUAGAAAGGCACCGUUGCUUCCAAGACAUGCUUUGUCCUGUGGCCAGGCGCGUCUCACUUUCCGGGGACGCGGGGGCACUUAUGGGAGCGCCAUCGAUUCUGUUGCUUGUCAGCUUGAGCGUCAUACAGUGUGUAAUUGUCAUCCGAAACAAAAUUGUGUCAAGGAUGCGAUUGUUACAGUGGACCCCGAACGGGUCGAGAUUUAGGACUUGGAAGAGUCGGUGGAUCAUUUCGGGUUGGCUUCCGGGGCAAUGUUUUCGCAGCGCCAAACAUCCAUAUUUCUGACCCUUUCCUCGUUGCCAAAUUGUUCCAGAUGGGUGCUUCGUAAUUCGGGUCACUGAUGAAGUUCGUCGUGGUGGCACUUGCGGCUGAACUAAGCCAUACUCAAGAGCUUAGAGAAGUGUAAGUUGGGGAGAAGUCCCCCAU
Molecule: messenger RNA, 3062 nt
Organism: Volvox carteri f. nagariensis
Lineage: Eukaryota; Viridiplantae; Chlorophyta; Chlorophyceae; Chlamydomonadales; Volvocaceae
Exons: 10
Coding region: 58-1341 (427 amino acids)
Biological process (GO): protein dephosphorylation
Molecular function (GO): protein serine/threonine phosphatase activity
Source: RefSeq, a predicted model, not a curated record